AUGGUUUGGUAUGUGUUUACUGAAGGCCGAGCUGUUUGUAUUUUUAACCCAAUCACCAAGGAAUAUGUUCUGCUUCCCAAAAUGAAAGAGUAUAAUUGGUAUACUAGUUAUGGAACUAGCAGCUUUGGUUAUGCUGCUUCAACAGAUGAGUACAAAGUUGUCCUAGGAAUAUAUGUUCUGAAGCCUAUUACUAUACAAGUCCACAUUUACACUCUCGGCAGUGGCAAUGGGUGGAGGUGCCUUGAAAACUUAAAUUCUAAGUAUAAUGCGUAUAAUUGGGAUGAACCUAUCUUUGUUAAUGGAGCUCUUUAUUGGGUGAACCUUAAAUUUGAAAGGAUUAUCACCUUCAAUUUAGCUGAGGAAACUUUUUGUGAAGAUCUUUUACUACCUCCGUUGCCACCAGACAACAGAUCUUUUACUACCUCUUUUGCCAUUAGUCUGGAUAUCGAAGGAGCCAAAUAUUUUGAUAUUUGGCUAUUCAAAAAGAAGGAUGAUAAUUAUGACAAGAUAGGGGGAGAAGAAUAUCAGUGGUUGGGUUGGAGUAAAGGGGUUAGGAUUGACAGAAGCAGAUUCUUAGCCAUUACGAAGAGUGAUGAUGUGUUGACUUACGAUGUUAACUAUCUCAACAUUUACGAUACAAAAACUUCUGCCUCGAAAAGCCUAUGA
Molecule: messenger RNA, 666 nt
Organism: Papaver somniferum (opium poppy)
Lineage: Eukaryota; Viridiplantae; Streptophyta; Magnoliopsida; Ranunculales; Papaveraceae
Exons: 1
Coding region: 1-666 (221 amino acids)
Source: RefSeq, a predicted model, not a curated record